AUGGUAAAACCAAAAACAAAAGCAUCAAAUUGGAGGCAUGAUGAUUUUAUUAAAAAAAUUUCAGCAAAACAAAAAUAUUCUUCCAUACUUAAUAAUAAAGAUAAUGUUGAUUUAUCAUUGCUCAAACAACAACAACAACUGGUUCCUAAAACAAUGUCAGAUUCUUGUGUUGAAAAAUUCUUGCCACUCAAAAGUGAUGCUGAAUUGUUAGAAGAUUAUAUUAGUCCAUAUGGUGGAAUUAGAUUGGGAAAAAUAUUUGAAAAUUUGGAUCUUUUAGCUGGUGCAAGUGCUUAUAAACAUUGUGAAAUUGACAAAAGUAAUUUAGCACCUUUUUUAAUAGUUACAGCAUCUGUUGAUAGAUUGGAUUUGUUAAUUAAAUACUUGAAAAUCAAUGAUCUAAGAUUAAUUGGGCACGUAACUUAUGUUGGAUAUAGUUCAAUGGAAGUUUUGAUUAAAAUGGAAUCGCUUAAAGAUGGUGUAAUGCAAAAAAUAGAAAAAAAUCCCGAGUACAUAUUUAACGAAAAUCAAGAUAAACUUGAAACGAUUAUGAUAGCAAGAUUUACAAUGGUAGCAAAAGAUCCAACGACAGGUCAAGCAGCUCGAGUCAAUCCAUUACAAUUAGAAAAUGAAAAUCAAAAAAGACUAUUUCAAAUGGGAAAAGCUCGUAAAAUUGAAUCAGCUGCCAAAUCUCUUAAUAAAUUACCACCAACAAAAGAUGAAAGAUUAUUAAUACAUGAUUUGUACCUUGAAUAUAGCAAAUAUGCGGAUACAAAGAGAAAAGAAAAGAAACCCGAUGAUAUUAUGUGGAUGGAUGAAACAAUUAUGGAAUCUGUUGUUCUCAUGCAGCCACAAUAUAGAAACCUUCAUGGUUUUAUAUUUGGUGCAUUGGAUGAAAUUUCAUUUAGAAAACCUGUACCAAUUGGCUCAGUUUUAAGCUUGUCAUCUCAAAUUGUGUAUUCACCUGGUACACCACAUCAAAGUUUUCAAGUUGCAGUUAUAGCAGAUGUUUUAGAUAUUGAAAAAGAAAAAAGAGACACAACAAAUAUAUUUCAUUUUACUUUUACAUCAUAUAAUAUUAUUAAUGUUAGAAGAGUUAUACCAAAUACAUAUGGGGACUUGAUGAAAUUUCUUGAAGGUAAAAGAAGAAGAGAGAUUGGAUUGAAAUUAAAAAGUUUAUAUAAAUAA
This is a messenger RNA of Entrophospora candida, 1185 nucleotides long. Lineage: Eukaryota; Fungi; Glomeromycota; Glomeromycetes; Entrophosporales; Entrophosporaceae. The record is from the annotation of a GenBank genome assembly.